GGAACGCCUGGGGCACCACCAAGCACCGAAUCUAGUUUGAAGGAAUCAUCAGGAACAGCAUGUUUGCAGAGCACCCGUGGCUCAGAGCAGCCCCAGCAGCCGACGUGGCCGCCUGCAGAAGCAAGUACCUCUGUUGGGCACUUGAGACAGAAACUAGAGCCCAGGACAAAGGCGGUUGAGGUGAAGAUGUACAGCCUGCGAGAAAGGAAAGGCCUCACGUACCAGGAGAUUGGCGAGCCCCAGGAUGACGACUACCUUUAUUGUGAGAAGUGUCAGAACUUCUUCAUUGAUAGCUGUGCAGCUCACGGGGCGCCAACAUUUGUAAAGGACAGUCCCGUGGACAGAGGGCACCCCAAUCGCUCAGCCCUCACUCUGCCCCCUGGGCUGAGAAUUGGGCCCUCCAGCAUCCCUGCGGCUGGGCUCGGAGUGUGGAACGAGGCGUCUGAGCUGCCGCUGGGCCUACACUUUGGCCCCUAUGAGGGCCAGGUGACGGAAGAUGAGGAUGGAGCCCACAGCGGCUAUUCCUGGCUGAUCACCAAGGGGAGGAACUGCUACGAGUAUGUGGACGGAAAGGAUGAAUCUUGGGCCAACUGGAUGAGGUAUGUGAACUGUGCCCGGGAUGAAGAGGAGCAGAACCUGGUGGCCUUUCAGUACCACAGGCAGAUCUUCUACCGGACCUGCCGGGCCAUCCAGCCUGGCUGUGAGCUGCUGGUCUGGUACGGGGACGAGUACGGCCAGGAGCUGGGCAUCAAAUGGGGCAGCCACUGGAAGAAGGAGCCCACCGCAAGGACAGGUGGGCAGGGGCCCCUCUCCUUGCAGACGUUCCUGGUCCAACCC
Messenger RNA from Orycteropus afer afer, 837 nucleotides. Its product is annotated as probable histone-lysine N-methyltransferase PRDM7. The transcript has 5 exons. The record is from RefSeq and is a predicted model, not a curated record. Gene Ontology annotation, biological process: positive regulation of reciprocal meiotic recombination; regulation of DNA-templated transcription. Gene Ontology annotation, cellular component: nucleus. The annotation marks the transcript as partial. Gene Ontology annotation, molecular function: histone H3K36 methyltransferase activity; histone H3K4 methyltransferase activity; protein binding. NCBI's taxonomy places the organism in Eukaryota, Metazoa, Chordata, Mammalia, Tubulidentata, Orycteropodidae.